Molecule: messenger RNA, 711 nt
Organism: Spinacia oleracea (spinach)
Lineage: Eukaryota; Viridiplantae; Streptophyta; Magnoliopsida; Caryophyllales; Amaranthaceae
Product: RING-H2 finger protein ATL32-like
Exons: 1
Coding region: 1-711 (236 amino acids)
Source: RefSeq, a predicted model, not a curated record
AUGUGUGAGAAGAACUGUUGUAAUCAUACACACCACGCAAUCUUCUUCUUCUUCCUCCUCUCCCUUCUACUCUUGCUUAACGCCUCCAAUAUCAACCUUUUCAACCACUCCACACGGCCGUCCCACGGUGCAAAAGCCGGUGAAAACGAUGCCGGUUCUCCCUCUCCUCCAUGUGGCACCACCGGCACCACUAAGAUGGUUAUGGCUUUUCUAUAUGGCGCCUUAUUCACAUUGAUCCUUACUAUAGUUACAAACAACUCGGGAUUAUCCUCUCCUAAACACAAUGACGAGAGGGCGGCCUACUCCGGCGCGGGCCCUUCCGAUCGUACGACAUUUACGAGAUCUAUCGUUGAUGACGAUGAGGUGGUCGAGGGAGGAGGAGUCGGGGUCGGGUUCGCCUUGCUGAGGACGUUUCCGACGUUUGCUUACUCGGUGAGGCGGCCGCCGAAGAUGGGGAAGGGGUCGCCGUUUUGUGUGGUUUGUCAAAGUAAGUUUAGAGAUGGAGAGUUGGUAAGAUGGUUGCCUGAAUGUGAUCAUAUGUUUCAUCUUUCUUGUAUCGAUAAGUGGUUGACUUCUCAUAAGACUUGCCCUUCUUGUCGUGAUGAUCUUGAUAUUACCACAACUAGUCAUGGAUCUAUUUCAAAUAAUGGUACUAUUUCUAAUGAGAUUUAUGAUUAUUUCAAUAAUGAGUAUAAUUUAUAUCUAGGGUAA